This is a messenger RNA of Heterostelium album PN500, 885 nucleotides long. RefSeq lists its product as uncharacterized. Bases 1 to 885 code for a protein of 294 amino acids. The record is from RefSeq and is a predicted model, not a curated record. The transcript is spliced from 2 exons. Lineage: Eukaryota; Evosea; Eumycetozoa; Acytosteliales; Acytosteliaceae. Gene Ontology annotation, molecular function: medium-chain fatty acid-CoA ligase activity. Gene Ontology annotation, biological process: fatty acid metabolic process.
AUGACAAGUAAAAAUAAUAAUGAUAUCCCAACUAUUUUUGAAAUGUUGGUAGAAAAUUCAAAACAAUAUCCAAAUGAUGUUGCUGUUUUAUUUAAAGAACAGAAUAUCAGUUUAACUUGGAAACAGAUGGUUGAACAAGUAGAUCAUUUGGCAGCUGGAAUGUUCAAUUUAGGUUUAUCAAAAGGAGAUAGAGUUGCUAUUUGGAGUAGAAAUAGAGUAGAGAUGUUGUUAACUCAGUUGGCAUCUACUAGAUUGGGUAUCAUUUUGGUUUUCCUGAAUGAUCAUCUAAGUCUAGUGGAGUUUGAAAUGGUGUUAAAUAUAUAUUCUUGUAAAGCAUUAUUCAUUCAACCAACACAUUCACCAUACUACUUUCAAUAUCUCAAUAAUUGUCCUGGUAUGAUAAGAUUCAUCAGUGUUCUUUCAAUGGGAAUCAUGGCUCUCAAGAAAGGACUGGACAUUCAAGCUCUGGAAAAGGCUGUAUCGAUGAAAGACACCGUUUCAAUUGUAUUCAAAGGAUCGGAUGAAGAGAGAAAGACAGGUGCUCAACUAUCUCAAGAGAUGAUAGUAAACAAAGGAAUCUCUUUUGCCAAAGAGAAAUCUAUGAGUAGAAGCGAUAUCUUUUGCGUGGAUGUUCCUCUGUUUAACAUCUCUGGAAAUAUAUGUUCAGUUAUAUCUUGUAUUCAUGUUGGAUGUGCAAUGGUCUUCCCAGGUGAAAUCUCUUAUGCCCCUAAUACACUCAAAGUUCUGCAAGAUGAAAAGUGUACAAUACUCAACUCUACCAUUUCAGGUUACCAAAAUAUUAUGCUUCACCCACAGUUUAACCCAACAAAGUAUGAAUUUAAAGAGAAAUUCAAUUGUUAUUCAGAAUUGAUCAAAACUAAUUAG